AUGUAUUCUGUGCGAGUAAUAGACACAAGGUUCUGGCAAGAGUCACCUCUGUUCCUGCGUUCUCUCCCACGGGGCAGCCUGCUGCAUGGACCGGCUGUCUGGAGCGUCAGGGAGAGACUCUCACUCAACGCCCUCACACACAUCCUGGAACAGCAGGAUGGAUGCAAUACACUGCCACUUCUCUGGAAGUUCCUACAGAGGGAGCCAGAGCUGCGGUUGGUUAGGUACCUGCCAGACAUCCUCAUGCUGCAGAGGGAUCUAGUCAAGAAGUUCCAGAACUCUCCAGACCUCACCGUGGGGACAAUCAGACAGUUCCUGCAGGGGCAGGCAACGGGUGGGUCUGAAUGGUACAAGAGGCACAUCGAUAUCUUCUUGAGGACAUGGAACCAGCUUCGCCAGUCUCUAGCAAACAAUGGUACUGAGAUAAGGUUGCUGCCUGACUACUGUGAGCGAGACCUGGACAUGGAGAGCUCACUAGAGGUGCUGGUGCCUCGUAGGCAGGGACUGGGACUAUGCUCCACAGCACUGGUCAGCUAUCUGAUUCGACUACACAACGACAUGGUGUAUGCCAUGGACAAGCACACUGGGGAGGACACCAGGUACACAGUGAGCACAGCAGAUCUGUGUGAGCUGCAUGUGAUCCACUACGAUGUGGAGAGAGACAUACUGCCCCUGGUGCUGUCUCACUGCCAAUACAGUGUGGAGCGCGGAGGGAAGGGAGCUCUGGCUGAGUACGACCUGCCCAAGAUACAGCAGCAGCUGCUCACUGGCUUCCUGCAGGGCAAACCCCGCAUCACACUUCAUGGAAUUCCAACGCUUGUCAACAGACAUGACAUUUUCAAGGAUGUGAGAGCAAAAGUUCAACAGGAGCCGUUACCCUCCCUGACAGUGUCCUCGAUGACGGGGUUACUAGGGGACUUCAGCGAGGUGUGUGAGGCCCUGGAGGCUGUGGAACUCUCGCUCGGUUUCCUAGCAACCACCCCCGCCGACCCUCACAUGCAGCUGGGCACCUACCUACAGGACACACUGUAUGUAUGUGUGCCUGCACACACACUCAAGGCCCUGAGCAGGUGCAGUCUGAAGCAUGCUGUGGCUCUAUGGCAGCUCCUCUCCUCACUCAAGUCAGAGGGCAUGCUACACCUCAAGAGGGACCCAUUUGUGGGCGUCUCUGAUGAGUACAAGCAGCCAUUGGGUGAGGAGCAACGCAAACAGUUGAUUGGCUUUCUGGUUAAGGGCGGGGCCAGAGGCUUUACACUGGAGAUGCACGAGUUCCUGCAGCUGAAAUUGAAGGGCCUCAGAGAUGAAGACAUCUUCAGGCCAGACUGGGGGCUGAGGGAUGACACCUUGUUGCCAUACAUCGAGGAGAAGGGCAUGGACCCUUCCCCUGACGUAGAGCAGUUCUUCCCAGAGUCCAUCCUGCUGUCCAUCCUGCUGUCCCAGAUUGUGGAAGCCUGGAGAGUGUGUGUGGAGUACCAAAAGGAACGCAACUACAAAUGA
This is a messenger RNA of Engraulis encrasicolus (European anchovy), 1497 nucleotides long. Its product is annotated as E3 ubiquitin-protein ligase rnf213-alpha. The transcript is spliced from 11 exons. NCBI's taxonomy places the organism in Eukaryota, Metazoa, Chordata, Actinopteri, Clupeiformes, Engraulidae. Gene Ontology annotation, cellular component: membrane; cytosol; nucleolus. Gene Ontology annotation, biological process: ubiquitin-dependent protein catabolic process; sprouting angiogenesis; negative regulation of non-canonical Wnt signaling pathway. The record is from RefSeq and is a predicted model, not a curated record. Gene Ontology annotation, molecular function: ubiquitin-protein transferase activity; ATP hydrolysis activity. The coding region runs from base 1 to 1497 and encodes 498 amino acids.